Messenger RNA from Colletotrichum tamarilloi, 1698 nucleotides. RefSeq lists its product as uncharacterized. Gene Ontology annotation, molecular function: zinc ion binding; DNA-binding transcription factor activity, RNA polymerase II-specific. Gene Ontology annotation, biological process: regulation of DNA-templated transcription. The coding region runs from base 1 to 1698 and encodes 565 amino acids. NCBI's taxonomy places the organism in Eukaryota, Fungi, Ascomycota, Sordariomycetes, Glomerellales, Glomerellaceae. The record is from RefSeq and is a predicted model, not a curated record. The transcript has 3 exons.
AUGGUGAAUACGGGAAAGCCCUCCGGCGGCUGCAAGUUGUGCAGAGCUAGGAGGAUCAAAUGUGAUGAGGGGAAGCCAUUCUGCAUGAGAUGCAAGAAGUCGCGGCGGCAAUGUCCAGGUUACCGAGAUCCGUUCGAGGCCAACAUUCGCGACGAAACGCAGGCGACUAUCAAGAGAUUCAAGAAGUCUAGAGGUGAAGAGAGUUCUGACGAAGAAGGCAAGGAUAUCGCGCCCGUUUGCAACAAGCAGUGCUUGAAGACGGUUGCUGGUCCGAAAUACAAAACGUUCGAUUACUCGAAUCCCGGCGCUUUUCCUUAUCACAAUGACGACGAUUCGACCGAAGAAGACGAAGACAUUCCGGCGUCCAUGUUCAAUUCGCUGGAUGAGCAGGCCUCUUGCUACUUCCUCUCGGAAUUCAUCAUUGUCCCGUUUACUCCCACGGCCCGAGGAUACUACCGGUUUCUCCCUCGAUUCCUGAGCGGAACGAACGUCUCCAAAUGUCUUUCCCAAGCUUACAAAGCUGUCUCUCUGGCUGCGCUGGCCAGCCGCCGUACGGUAAAUGCCAGUGCCGCUCUGUUCCAUGCUCAGGGUCACUAUCUAAGGGCAGUCCGGGCCGUCAACAAAGCUAUAAUGGACCCAGGAGAGGUGUUAAACGACCAGACUCUUGGGGCCGUGCUUAUGCUGGCUUUCUAUGAGAUUUUGACAUCUUCUCGAGACUCUAUCGCCGAGUACACCGACCACAUGAAGGGUGCGGCAAUCAUCGUCAAACUAAGGGGCCAAAAGGGUCUCGAGACACCAGAAGGCGAAGAGAUGUUCGCAAUCACCCGGAACCAGUGCCUCUCCAUUCACUGUCUUCCAAACUCUCCCGAAGUAUCCGAAUUCACAUGGCUUCUGCAUCAUGAAUGCCGUGGUCGUAUGCAGCACGCCAUCGCUAGCAUGGAUAUCCAGAGCAGUCAAAUUCGACAAGACGUUGAUCGGGUUCUCGGAGCGGGGGAUCGCAAGCCAGAGACGAUCCAGAAGGUGCUCGAUGCCCUUAAGCGUGCACAAGCGUUGGAGGCUAAAUUCCGCAAACUCAACAAUGAUCCCAGCCCGCAGUGGAAAGUCGAUACGGUGGAGUGGAUACUGGAGCGAUCCGACGACGAGCUCGAUACGACCCCAACGUUCCCAGGGCCUGUUUACGGGUUCUUCAACUUGCCUCUCGCAAUCUUGCAUGUGGCCACAUGGUGCUGCCAUCUGAUGCUCACCACAACAAUCCUGCGGUGCAUGGCCUGGCUUGUGUCCCCCGACGACUACCGGAUGGGAGAGGAGUAUGAAGAGCUGAAACGCUCGGCCAUUCUGCGUAUUGAGGAUACCAUCGCUUCAACUCCUUUCUUCUGCAAAUGGAAUGGCUACGGCGUGGUCGUAGCUCAGUUCCCCUGCGGCAACACCAAGCCAGACGACCCUUUGAAGGGUGCUGCUGGACUGAUGGUCUUGUGGCCCAUGGUCACGGCUUGCAGCAGCGACUUUGCGACUCCCAGACAGAGACGCUUCCUGAGGGGUCGUCUCAAAUAUUUGGCAGAGGUCGCCGGAAUCAGGCAGGCCAAUGUUUUCUACAACAUGCACGACAUCUCUUCUCCAUCACGAGAAAUCGAGCGAGACCGCAGAUCUGGCGUCCAUUCAUCUUCUGGGGCGGACGCCUUGCUAAGCAUGCCCUUUUGA